Molecule: messenger RNA, 1062 nt
Organism: Galeopterus variegatus (Sunda flying lemur)
Lineage: Eukaryota; Metazoa; Chordata; Mammalia; Dermoptera; Cynocephalidae
Product: schlafen family member 12-like
Exons: 1
Coding region: 1-1062 (353 amino acids)
Source: RefSeq, a predicted model, not a curated record
AUGGCUGCUGAGAAAAUGAACAUCAUUAUUGAUUUGGAAACUAACUAUGCUGAGCUCGUUCUGGAUGUGGGAAGAGUCAUUCUUGGGGAGAAGGACAGAAAAAAAAUGGCAAAUAGUCAACUGAGAAAAAAGCAAAAUGAAAAAGUCAUACAAGCUGUGUGUGCUGCACUGAAUUCUGGAGGGGGAGUGAUCAAGGCUGAAAUUGAGAAUAAAAACUAUCGUUACCAAAAAGAUGGAAUAGGACAAGAUUUGGAAAAUUCUUUUUGUAAUAUUGUGUCAUUUGUCCCCAAAUACCUAGACUUCGUGCAGAAAGAUCACUACUUUUUGAUUUUUGUGAAAUCAUGGAGCUUGGAAACCUCUGGUCUUCGGAUUGCCACAUUGAGCUCCAAUUUGUACAAAAGAGAUAUAACUUCUGCAAAUGUCAUGAAUGCGGCUGCUUCACUGGAGUUUCUCAAAGUCAUAAAAGAAACUAGAGGGAGAUCUCGUUUAAGACCAAAAUUGCCUGCAAAGAGGGCUCAUAUUGAUGCACAAGAAGAAAAUAAUGUGGAAGUUUUGGCUGCUGACUUUUUUAACAGGACAAAACUUAUAUACAAAGAAAAGUUUGACUUUACUGAAUCCACACAUGUUGAAAUUAAAUACUUCUCAACAGGAAAGUUGUUACAACGCAUUAAAGAGAUUCUCCCUCAAUAUGUUUCUGCAUUUGCAAAUACUGAUGGGGGAUAUUUGUUCAUUGGUUUAGAUGAAAAAGAACAAGAAAUAAUGGGCUUUAAAGCAGAAAAGAGUGAUCUCAGUGAGUUAGAAAAAGAAAUAGAAAAGUCCAUUAGUAAGCUGCCUGUCCAUCACUUCUGUGAGGAGAAAAGUGAGAUAAAUUACUCAUGCAAAUUCCUUGAAGUAUAUAAAGAAGGAAGUCUUCACGGAUAUGUCUGUGCACUCAGAGUGGAGCGAUUCUGCUGUGCAGUGUUUGCUAAAGAGCCCAAUUCCUGGCAUGUGAAAGAUAACUGUGUGAUGCAGUUGACCACGGAAGAAUGGGUCCAGUUCAUGAUGGAUGCUGAGCCAGGUUGA